AUGGUCUCAAGUCAGGGCGCCUCUUACCUCAUCGCCUCCGAUAUGGCUCUCAGCCGAAAGGCAGAUAGUCCCAUCCUGAAAUCCUGACUCAGCUUCAAGAACUCGCAAUGGGUGGAUUGUAGCCUACAAAAGUGCAGUCGGGGCAUUGGUCCCAUUGCUUGUCGCCGGUGUUGCGCUGCAAAUAGAAGUCGCAAGCGCACUGCGUCGCGUUAGGGAGCAGUUCAAAGCUGGAUCCGUCCCUGCCGGUAAUGCAUGCUGCAGAUUUGUGCAGGUCGGCAUGGACGCUUGA
Messenger RNA from Clonostachys solani, 289 nucleotides. The record is from the annotation of a GenBank genome assembly. Lineage: Eukaryota; Fungi; Ascomycota; Sordariomycetes; Hypocreales; Bionectriaceae.